Messenger RNA from Micropterus dolomieu (smallmouth bass), 807 nucleotides. RefSeq names its product N-alpha-acetyltransferase 80. Gene Ontology annotation, molecular function: acetyl-CoA binding; N-acetyltransferase activity. Gene Ontology annotation, cellular component: cytoplasm. Lineage: Eukaryota; Metazoa; Chordata; Actinopteri; Centrarchiformes; Centrarchidae. The record is from RefSeq and is a predicted model, not a curated record. Gene Ontology annotation, biological process: protein acetylation. The coding region runs from base 1 to 807 and encodes 268 amino acids. The transcript has 3 exons.
AUGAAUGACUCACUCCUGAACACUGACUCCUUUGUCUGUAUCCGCCAGUCUGAACCAUUAACCUCAACAAACUUCAAACCGGAGACUCAAGGGGAGCUGACCACUGAUCUGCACCCCAACUCAACAUUGGACUGUCAGACAAAAUAUGAGAGACAAGUUACAGAGAAGCUGCAUGGUGACUCUGAAAAAUCACAGAAGAUCCGUGCAGUCCCGAUCCACCGGCGACCUGACCUGCUGGUUCCCUGUGCGGACCUGGUCAACUCCGAGUGGCAGAGGAGCCAGGCCGCCCGGGUUCACUCCCUCCAGAAAUCCUGUCCAGAGUUCCCCAUCUGCUUGGUACUCCUGCAGGGCCACCGAGAGACAGAGCGGCUGGUCGGCCACGCACGCCUCUCCCGGGUGGUAGGUCACAACAGCAGCCUGUUCGUCGAGUCGGUGGUUGUGUCCAGGGCGGAGCGAGGGAAGGGCUAUGGCCGGACUCUGAUGGAAGAGGUUGAGCGCUACGCCAAAAGCAGAGCUUUCAAGCGCCUGUGCCUGACCACCCACGAUAAACAGCACUUCUACGCCCACCUCGGCUAUGUGCUGUCCACGCCGGUGCAGAACGCAGGCGCCAUGACUGCUUUUGUUCCCAUGGAGAUGCUUUUGAGGUUCUCCAGAAUGCCGAGUGAAGAGGCGAACACAAAGAAACAAACGGCAGCAACAAAGAUGGGUCCUCAAUCUGCAGGAGAGCUUGUAGUUCAGACUCUGACUGAAACUCCCUACAGAGACGCCAAAGGAGUUCCCAUCUAUUGGAUGCACAAAGACAUUUGA